AAUAUAUUUCCUAUAGACUUGUGCAUAAAUUUCCAGUAAUACACAGUACUUCUCAGCGAACUUUGAGUGUCUCAGCUUCGAUUUGGCCUCUGCACGUAUACAGAAUCACAUGUACAAUCGCUCUGGCGCAAAGGUAAAAAAUGUCAUUGGAGUUUAUAUCUAACCAAAAGCUUUCCCUCUGAAGAAGAAAUAUUUUCUCUAGCAUGGUGUAGAAUUCGGUCCGUAACAUAUGUAAAGUGCUUAGGCCCAUGCCAUGCGCUGUAUUAGGGUCAGGGAAGUGCAGAUGUCAUGGUACAGAAGUCUUGGUGGGUCGCUGUCCUCCACGAGUUUACAUUAUGCGGAACAUAAAAGUUUCCCCUUUGGGAGUUUUCACCCAGCAACACCAAAUGCCCCGUAAAUAAUGUUCAAUGAAAGCCCCGCAUUUUCCCCCCUAAUCCCUGAAAACAGUGUCGUUUUCCGAGAUCUCUUCGCCCUGGAAACUGAAAUCACUGCGGGAUCUCUCUCUCUGAAUAUUUUGACAGUUCUCUCGGAUGCAGCCAAAGGACUACUGGCUUGCUCUUCCCUGCAGUGGAGGGAUGACAGUGACCCCCAACAGUUUCCAGCGCUUAAAGCACAAAGCGCAGCCUGAACCCUCAGGUGGCAGACAACUUACGGCUUCUACCGCCCUUCUCUUGCAGAACCUAAAGAAGCUGAGGCGUCUGGGUGAGACCCGGCGACGCGAACACCACACAGUCCUGGGCGCUCAGUCCUAACCCCACCAGCGGUGCAGCGAGAAGUCGAAGCCCGCAAGUCCAGGUACGAGGGCUGGUUAGCGCGCGCCGCUGCUACACUACAAGGACCGGCGUGCACCGCGCCGCCGCGGCAAGCUCCGCUUCGGGAUACUGGCGCAAUGGAGCCUGGGAAGUGAAGUCCCCGGGCGGCCGGAGGCGCGUCGCGAAGGCAGGAGGGCGGUGUUGCUAGUACGCUCCAUUUGCACGCGGGUUUCUGGCCGGGCUCCGUUCCUCUUGCUCCCGCUCAAGGUUUUCGCGGGCGGCGGGAGCAGUAUGGCUCUCUUGAGUAAACUCAGGAGGGAGCGGGGGAGGGGGAGAGGAGAGUGGAUGGGGAGGCGGGGUCAGCGGAAGCGGCAGGUUGCUUCCUUCUCCUCACGCUCCCUCCCCUCCUCUCCCGGAGGGAGCAGUGGGAGGGGGAGAAAAGGGCCGAGGGAAGGUAGUGACACGUGUCAAUCAACCCCCCCCUCCGGGGGGCGCGCGCUCCGGGGCUCGCGCCGAGGGCUCGCGCCCCUGCCUCGUGCCUGCGCCGCUCGUAUGUAAAUGAGGGCGCGUGACGCGGGACGCAGAUGGACAAGGGAAGAGAGAGAAUGGCCGCUGCCGCCGCCGCCGCCGCUCAGUGCCGGAGCCCUCGGUGCGCGGCGGAGAGGAGAGGAUUCCGGCGGGAACUCGACUCUUGGCGUCACCGCCUCAUGCACUGUGUAGGUUUUGAGAGUAUUUUAGAAGGGCUUUAUGGACCACGGCUAAGAAGAGACCUCAGUUUAUUUGAAGACUGUGAACCAGAAGAGCUGACUGACUGGUCUAUGGAUGAAAAAUGUUCAUUUUGUAACCUACAGAGAGAAGCAGUCAGUGAUUGUAUGCCAUCUCUUGAUUCAUCACAGUCAACACCAACGGAGGAACUAUCAUCUCAGGGCCAGUCCAACACUGAAAAGAUUGAAUGCCAAGCAGAAAAUUACCUAAAUGCACUCUUUCGAAAGAAAGAUCUUCCUCAGAACUGUGAUCCUAACAUUCCCCUAGUUGCUCAGGAAUUAAUGAAAAAGAUGAUACGUCAGUUUGCAAUUGAGUAUAUUUCAAAAAGUGGUAAAAUUCAAGAGAAUAGAAAUGGUUCAAUUGGACCAAGUCUAAUAUGUAAAAGUAUCCAAAUGAAUCAAGCAGAAAACUCCCUUCAGGAAGAGCAGGAAGGCCCCUUAGAUCUCACUGUGAACCGAACGCAAGAACAAAAUACUCAGCAAGGGGAUGGAGUGUUAGAUCUCUCUACAAAGAAAACCAGCAUAAAAUCUGAAGAGUCAUCCAUAUGUGAUCCUUCUUCUGAAAAUUCAAUGGCUGGUUCAACUGUUGAUGCAAAAUCAGAGGAAGCUACUAAAAUGGAAAAAGGAAAAUCAGCAUUAAGCAAAAUUUUGGAAUCUUUGUGCAUACAUCACCAGCAACAAGUUUUGGCUAUGUUGAAAUUUCUAGUCCAAGAGCAGAAUGCUGCUUCUCUUUGUUUUUGUAAUACAUCAUAUGCUGUGUCUUCAGAAACUCAAAAGCCCCUAACUGAAGAUGAUUUACAUGGUCUAUUCUGUAAUUGUGAAUAUAGGCUGGCAGAAAGAGGGUGUUUACAAAAUGAAAGAGACAGCUCUGGUUUUGUGCCUCUGCCAGUCUGUAUUAAAGAUUUACAUUGUUUAUCUUGCCAAACUGUAACUGUUGAACACAUUAAGACAGUAGUGAAUAGAGGAACUGCGAACAGUUAUAAUUCUCACGGGUGCUGUUCUGGACUGUUACCAAACAUUGACUCCACAAAAUUGGCCUUUCACACUCCGCUUCCAUCAAGAGAAAUACGUGAUGUUACAGUCAGCCUUAAAGACGUUUGUAGAUCUCGAAGCCCCUCACCACCACCAUUGUCACCAGUACAGACUGAAGGAUUUGAAAAACUGAAAGACGUCAUCUCAGAGCUUUCAGCCCUAGAAAAUAACAGACUUGAAGCAAACAUUACGCAGCCUCCAUCUCUCACACCAGCAGAAAUAAGCAGUGACAAGUGUGAUCACGAAGAGUAUAAAACUACAAAAUCCAGUAAUUCUGAAUCUUUGCUCUUGGAAGACAGCAAUAAUGGUACUACAAAUCAUGAGAAAGGUGAAACUGCUGUAAUUUUUCAAGAUUUAAUGGAUCGUAUUAAUGAAAAAUUAAAAUCAAUAGAAACUACAGAUAUGACAAACCUUAUAAAAUUAUCUAGCAGUGAUUGUAAUACAGAUAAUGAUUUUAAAUUGAGAGAUUUAAUAACCUCCCUCUUGCAUAAUGCCAAGUCCAGUGAUUAUAGUUUUAUGGAAUUACUCAGUCAAUAUGAUAAAAAGGUAGAAAAUAAAAUUCAGACAAGAUUUCAAAAGCGUCAAGAAACCUUAUUUGCAAUGCACAGCUCUUCUGAUUCUCCCAUGUUUAGAAGGCAGUCUUUACAGAUAAAAAGAGAACUUGCUAGUCUUGAUGAAAAUUUGAUAAGAAAAAAAUACACUGAAAAAAAUUCAAGGAAAUUGAUGCGCAAUGAUGAGAUAUUUUCAAUGGACAAAGAAGAAUUCUAUCAUUGUCAAGGGCCUUCUUUACAAAACCCUAAAAGCCUUCAAGAUAAUCAUACAGAAACAUUGUUUUCACCAGAUUAUGCAGCACAGUCAUUGCAACUACCUCUUCAUAGUUUAGAAACUAACUUGGCUUCAGAUGCAUUUUCAGAAAGCUUUAAAACAACUUCCCUGGAGAAAAUGAGCAUAAAAUCACAAGAGAAAUCUGCAGCUGGAAAAAUUUUUUUGCAAAAUUGUAAGGAGAAUCCAAACUUAGAGAAUAUUCAAACUCCUUUGAAAAGUGAUGUUCCUGGACUUUUGAGCAGAACGAAACGAAAUAUUGUGCCUCCAGGGUGGUACUCUAUAUAUGUAACAAAUAAUUAUGUUUUCAAAAAAUCACCUAAGGCCAAAAAAGUUUCUGAAUCUACAAAAAAAAAAGAUCCAGUGAAAAACACUCACAUUGAAAGCUCACACAAUAUAGACCUAAACAAAAUUGCAAUGAAUUCUAACUUACAAGUUGUUGUGGAGCGUUUGGAAGAUACAAUAAAUAUGGCCAAAAAGUCUUGGAAUAAUCAGUCAUUACCAGAAGGAUAUAAAGCAUCCAAGAAGUUGAUAGAAAUUGAUAAUAAGGAUCAAAGUGUUGGUAAAAAUAUGACUCUUACUGUAAGCAAAAUGACAUGCAAAGAACAGAGUUUAUCUAAAGCUGUGGUAGCAUCCAGCAAUACCAAAAGCAAUCCUAUACUUACAAUAGGUUUGGAUAGUAAAAAACUUGAUAACAUGGAAAAGUUAGAUACGGGUAGCUUGAUUUCCAGUGUUCAGAAUGUAUCAACAAAAUAUGAAGCCAUUGAAAGGUGUUCUUUUUCCAACUAUUCUAGUCCUAUCAAACUCAUGUUUUUAUCUGAGGUUAAAAGCAGUGAAGGAGUGAAAUAUACUUUAACUUCAGUUGGUACUUCCAAAUCAAGUAUUGAUAUUCCUUCUGAAAAAUGUCCAUCCCAAACCCAUCAUGUAACUGAAAUAAAAGGAAAAACAAGUGAGGAUAUCCCAAAUGAUAACUUUGAAAAUUAUAGUUCUAAUCUUAGUGAUAGUGACUCUCUUCAAAGAGAACUAAACAAAUUUAAUUGUGCAAAAGAAUCUUCAGAAUCCUCUGCAGUGUUUAUGGAUGAUACGAAUAUUGAUAAGCCACAAGAAGAACCUAAGGAAAAUUCAAGCAGUGCUAUUGAUUCAUCUUUUAAAAGAAAACCAGGUAGACCUAAAAAAAUAGGUCCCCAGGUUGUGAAACAGAUUAAGCGACCAAUUGGAAGACCACCCAAAUCUAAAAGUGAUCAAACAGAUGUCACCAUUUGCAGAAAUGAGUCCUGUAGUGAUGAAAAGAAAAGCCCAGAAUCUCUCAUGUCAGAAAUUAAAGAAGGUAUUUACAAAAAGACUAUUACAGUAACUGUUUUUUAUGGAAGGUCAAGAAGAACCAAAAGACAUGUUUCUGAAGGAAGUGUAAACAUAAGCAAUGUUAUGUCUUUAAACAAUAAUGUCACUGACUUUCCAACGGGAUAUGAUAAUCUCAGUAGAGAGCACAAAAUUGACUUUGGUGAGAGAAUCAGUGCUGUUUCAAAUUUGACUACGGCAAGUGCAGUCUUGGGGUGUGGCUUUGAAUAUGUGAGACCUAUCAAGAACAAGUCUGUGACACCUCAGCCUUCCAAGAACAUUAUUCGACCAAAUCAGAAGCCUUUGGCAAUAGUUAGGAAGCCUGGUAGACCUGCAAAAGUGAAAAUUUCUGGCAUAUCUGUGACUAUUAAUAGAAUUUCACCUCAGGAGAGAGAAGUAAGUAUUAGCAGCUGCUUACCUCCUUUAGAACAAGAGAAUAUAUUAGAAAAAAGUCCAAAUGACGAAGAGUAUGAUCACCAGUGCAAUAAGGUGGAUACAAGGCACACUGAGGCUGACAUAGUUAAGAAUGGAUCAAAAAGUAUGGUUGCUACUAUACCUUUGAGACAUUCAAUUAAGGAUAGAAAACCAUCUCUGCAUUUCUUACAUCCAUUAGCAUCUUCUAGCUCAUUUAUUUAUCAAAAUGCUGUGCUCCAUAAAUCAUAUAAACUCCAUUUGCAGAAAGGUAAAAGUCAGAAGGAAAAGCAUAGGCAGUCAAGAAUAGAAAUAGCUUCCAAAGAUAUUCCAGGAGGUAGAAAUUCAAGGAAUGCAAAAAAGUUUUUGGACGAUAACAAAUUAAUACCCAUUUCUGAAGUAUCCUUGGACCCGGUAAUUUCAUCAAACCCUCUGCUCAGGUGGUGGGCUCCUUCUACUUCAAAUGAUUCCUUACUAAAGGAAUUAAACAAUAGAUUUGAGCAAAUAACAAAUGCUUGGGUGCAAGUGAGUGGAGAUGAAGCUGAAAACUGUGUCCAUAAAAAAAGAGAACACAUUGAAAAUGAUAAUUUCAAAAUAGCAAACCCUUUGGAAACUUGUCUUUUAGAACUUGAAGUUUCACCUGUAAAAAUGCUUUUUCGGAAAAAAUGUGAUUUGAAUGAACUCUGUAUCUGGUUCAUGCAAACGACAGAAACACAGUCUCUUUCACUAGUUAGAAAAGCAAAUGCUCGAAACCCUUUGGAAGUAAUAAAUACCAGAGGAAUUAGAUUAGGGACCAAAUAUUCUGACUUUAAUACCAGCCCCUUCAGAAAGCACUUUAAAAAAUUUGCACUAUCUUCUCCUUCAAAAUCAGCAGGGAAGCUGCAUAUACUGCAUAAAAUGGUUAACUCUCCACUCCUAAAUGUGAAAAGUAAUUUAACAAUAGACAGAUUAAAAAGAACUGAGUUUAAGAGAUUGCCACAUAAAAGGUGGAGAAGAGAGGGAAAGCUGCACCAUGGAACAGUUGACUGGAUCUCUAAAAGGAGGAACUUACGAUUUUUCUACCAGAACCAAUUUUUAAAUAAGACUGAGGGGGGAGCAAAUGCUGACAUCCCACUCCAAGGAAAAAACACAGUAGAUAAUCAGUCUAUUUUGUCACCUGAGAUCAGGGGUGAUUUUUUGCAACACAGGGUGGCAAUGUCUGACUUCAAAACACGGACUAGUUUAGGGAAUAAAUGUAAAUCAGAAGCAAAAGAGAAUGGUACAAAUUGCAGCCAAAAAGAUUUUGAAAAGGGAUCAAGACUAGGAAAUGUAUGUCCAAAUAACUGGAGGUCAAAAACCUUAAAAGAUUGUAGAAUAUUUUUGAGAAAGAUCAACUAUCUUGAACACAGAAAUACUUUUAAGGUAAAUACAAUAAUUUACUCUCCUGAAUCUAUUGACAGUGGAAGGAAUCAUCAAACUCAUGUAGAAGAAACAAGGCGCUUUACCUUAAGAUCCCAUUCUGCUAGGCAAAAUUGUUUUAAAAAGCAAUCUAAAGAAAUAGAAAACGCUAAAGCAAAUAGUCUUUCAACCAAUAAAUUUCCCAACCACCUUGACAAUAGUAAAUUAAAUAAAUGUAUUAACUAUGACAAGAAUCCUUCUGAUAGUUCUCAAGUUCUUAACAAAUUGAACAAAAGAAAAAGACCACCAUGGAAGACCACAGAAAUGUCAACAAAAAGACAUAAACGACAGUCUUGCAACAAUGGACAAAUGGCAAACUAUUAUUCAAAAUCCCAACUAGGUAAGUUUUUCUCUCCUUAAUUUUAAAGUUUCAUUGUAGGUGCCUUGAGUAAAGUAUGAGAUAAUGGGUAGAAAAGGAACAGCUGACUUAGUUUUAUUUCCAAAAUAUUUGGACAACCUAAUUUCUUGGCACCUAGUAUGAAACUCAUGAGAUUAGGUGCUGCUAAGUGUACCAGUGCACUUCCCCACAUCUUAUUGUGCCCAGGAUUUCAAGCAAAUCAAAAUAUAUUUAGUAGACACAUGGAAGGAUUUUGAACAUAUAUCAUCAAUAUAAAAGUUAUAUUACCUACUACUGCAUUUGAUAGAUCUAAUAUAAAAUACAGAAAACAGUUUGACAGAUAAAUAUGCCCAAGCAACUAAAAAUUAACUUCCAUGCUACAGGAUAACAUAUACUUACUGUCUAGAUAAAUUAGUAACUUUGAGACCAAGUGGAAAGAAGACUGUCUACUUGCUCGAUUGAUAAAGACUGUAACAAUAUAUAACAGUCUUAGGAUAUCAGUCUCACUUUCACCAUUAUUAUGCCCUUUGCUACUGCUUUGGGAAUCACUUUAAGACUCUGCUUAUUUAAAAAGUGUCAAGAAACAAGAUACUUUUUCUUCAGUAAGUCAACAAACUUGUUAAUAGUUUUCAUAUCAGACACUGACCUAGAUUCCACGGAUACAAAGAUGAGGAUUUUUUUUUCCAGAGAUAAUCCAUACCCUACCAGGGGAGAAAAUCAUAUAAAGGUAAUUUUAAGAUAAUGCUAAGUUCAAUGCAAACCUAAAUCACUUUAGCAAGUAAUUAUUUGUGCUUUGCUCAAUUAUACUACCUGAUUGGUGCCUCAGGAACACUGUUACCCAUAGAACCCAGCAAAAAUAAUAUAUGAACACUAGUUGUCAACCUAGCCAGCUUCAGCUCUGUUAAUUGAUGGAGGCUAGACAAUUCAGACUUUGUAGGAGUGUGGUGGUGCUUAUUGGUUACUUCCUUGAUCUGAAAGAAUGCAAGGUUACCUUUGGCAAUCUAAGAAUGCUUUAUCACAUGGUUGCAUUGUUCCUUCGUAUAUUUUAAGGGAGUUUGGGGGAGAGUUGGGAAAGGUAUUGGUGGUUUUAAUUUUUGUUAUUUUUUAAAAACAUUUUUAAAAUAAAAUUCUAUUAGGCCUUAUAUUAAAAUAUUUAAAGCAGUAAUUAAACUUGAGUUUUAAUAGGUCAGAUUAUUAUGGCCCCCAAAAUUAAAUUAUUUAACUGAAUAACUUUAAAAUACCUAUUUCAGUAAUACCUAACAUGCAGUGAUUAAAAAUUUUAACAUGCAAUGACUAAAAUUUUAUAGGUGGUCAAAUUAGUUCCCAUUACAAAAGAUGAAUCAAAUCUAAAAAUAAUGCCCUUUGUUUCUUGCCCUGCUAAUAACUAAAAAUAACAUUAUAACAAAUAGUAUGUCAAGAAAAAAGAGGAAAGAAGCCUGCAUGUGAUUUAGGAAAAAAAA
This is a messenger RNA of Manis javanica (Malayan pangolin), 8353 nucleotides long. The record is from RefSeq and is a predicted model, not a curated record. NCBI's taxonomy places the organism in Eukaryota, Metazoa, Chordata, Mammalia, Pholidota, Manidae.